This is a messenger RNA of Ananas comosus (pineapple), 646 nucleotides long. RefSeq lists its product as uncharacterized. The transcript is spliced from 3 exons. Bases 32 to 304 code for a protein of 90 amino acids. Gene Ontology annotation, cellular component: nucleus; SOSS complex. NCBI's taxonomy places the organism in Eukaryota, Viridiplantae, Streptophyta, Magnoliopsida, Poales, Bromeliaceae. The record is from RefSeq and is a predicted model, not a curated record. Gene Ontology annotation, biological process: DNA repair.
AUCGAAGGCCACCGCCGCUAAUUUUAGGUCGAUGGAAUCCGCGCCGAAGAAAAGGAAGAUCGAGCCGAACCGGAAUAAUUCCUCACAAACUCCGGUUGAUAAAAUAGUAACAUCCCCACAUCACUCCUCAGUUCCAGAGAGUCCUGCUGUUCAGGUGGAUUCGAGAGUUCAACAGGCCAAGAAAUUCGCCGUGGCUCAAGCACAGCUAGAAGGAUGUCUCGGGAAUUAUAGAAGCUUUGACUCUCCCUUUGGAAACUAUCUUGUUCCAGUUAUCCCGACUCGCGCAGACCUAUUUGGUGAAUGACUUUAGAGUUUCGAGUCGGUGCCAAUUUGGUCAGAAACAAAGAUAAAGCAAGCAAAAACUACUCAUUCGACUAUCGAGAGAAUUCUCUUUCUCAGACUUAGUGGUCAGAUUAUUUGGCGACAACUCUUUGUUUAAGUUUUGUAUAGCAUUUUGUUGCUCGUAUUAUGGCUGGCUCCAUAUCAACGUCUAUUACUUUCGCCCCUGCUCAAUGUAUCGUCAUAAUGCCAUGGAACUUUUGUAUGGAUUCAUAUAUAUCUGUUGGUGGAAACAGUGCAAGAUAAUGUACAAUUAGGGAAGCAAAUAUCAUUUGAAAUACAAAUACAGGUAUUAAAUUUGAGAAAA